Entamoeba dispar SAW760 is the source of this 1230-nucleotide messenger RNA. RefSeq lists its product as uncharacterized. Bases 1 to 1230 code for a protein of 409 amino acids. Lineage: Eukaryota; Evosea; Mastigamoebida; Endamoebidae. The record is from RefSeq and is a predicted model, not a curated record. The transcript has 3 exons.
AUGGGAAUGUCUGAAGAGCAAAAUUUAAUUAAUAAUUCUAUGGAUACUCCAAAAAAUUGGAAAUGGAGAAUGUUCAAUAUUGUAAUGCUUGGUAUUGGAUUUUUAAUAAUUUAUGUUUCAUAUAAUACAACUGAAAACUUUAUGACUAGUUUAUAUGGUAAUUAUGGAAUGAUUUCUUUAUCAAUUAUUUAUUUCUCUUUUGCAGUUAGUGGAUUUAUCGUUCCUUUGAUUCUCAGAAGAAUUGGAGAACGUUGGUGUCUUAUUGUUGGAGGUUUUUGUAUUAUUCCAUUUUUGUUAAUAAAUAUAUUCCAAAAAAGUUAUCUAUUGAUUAUAUUUAGUUUCUUUGUAGGAUUUGGACAGAGUAUUACUUGGUGUGCACAAGGAAGUUUGUUAACUAGAUGCUCUAAACCCGAAAAAAGAGGCAGAAACUCUGGAAUAUUCUUUUUUGUUUACCAAUUGAAUCAAACACUUGGAAAUGGAUUUGCAUAUGUUAUGACUCUAUCUGGACUUGAUUUAAAAUAUCUAUUUAUUAUUUUUUCUUCUCUUUGUCUUAUUGGUAUUAUUCCAUUUCUUUUCAUUAAAAUGAAUGUACUUCCAGAAAUAGAAAAGGUGAGUUUGAAAACAGAUUUAAGAAGUCUAAAAAAAGUUAUUGUUUCAAAGAAGUUACUAUUGAUGUUACCUAUCUUUAUUUAUUCAGGGUUAAGUCAAUGUUAUAUUUAUGGAGAAGUAACAGCUAUGUUUGGUGUUGAAUAUGUUUCUAUUGCAAUGUGUAUUUUUGGAACAACAAAUAUGAUUACCUCAUUAAUUUUUGGAAAACUAGGUGAUAUGAUUGGGAAGUUUAUUGUCUUUGUUAUUUCUGGAUUUGUAAUGGUUCUUGGUUUGAUAGCUAUCAAUAUUCACUACUUCUUGAACCAUAUAGCAUCAAUACCAAUACUCUUAUUUGUUGCUAUAAUUUGUAUCGCAAUUUCAGAUGGUGGGUUUAAUACUCAAAUAGAUGCUUUACUUGGUAAAUAUUUUCAGUUUGAGAGUGAUGCUGCAUUCUCAAUAUUUUAUUCAGUUCAAAGCUUAGUCUCAGGACUAGGAUUUCCAUUAUUUAUUUUUCUAAUAAAAAUAAUACCAUUGGAGCAAUGGUAUCGUUUAUUACAAAGUACUAUUCUAGUUAUACUAGUGGGUAUUUCGUUAGUUUCAGAGUUUAUCUUAGACCAUAAAAGUUUUGAAACAGAAGAAUAA